Messenger RNA from Andrographis paniculata, 715 nucleotides. RefSeq names its product protein disulfide-isomerase LQY1, chloroplastic. The coding region runs from base 73 to 591 and encodes 172 amino acids. Lineage: Eukaryota; Viridiplantae; Streptophyta; Magnoliopsida; Lamiales; Acanthaceae. The transcript is spliced from 5 exons. The record is from RefSeq and is a predicted model, not a curated record.
CUAUUGCUAUUGCUAGUAGAAAUCCACACAACACAACGAAGUUGACAAAAUUCAAAAAAUUAUUGAUUCGCGAUGUUGGCCCUGGGUGCCCCUCCCCCAUCGUCUUCAUCUUCGUCAUCCCCAGCUUCUGGCCUCACCUCUCCCUUCCUCCAUCUCCCCAUUAAGCUCUCUUCUUCCUCAUUUUCAAGGAAACCGCCAAACAGAUUUCAAAAUCAUCGUCGCUCUCGAGAUUGCUCAUAUCCACUACUUAGGGCUGUUGAACUCGACCAGAGCACAAUAGUUGCAAUUACAGUUGGAGUUGUGAGCGUUGCAGUUGGGAUUGGGAUUCCUGUUUUCUACGAAACACAAAUCGACAAUGCUGCUAAAAGAGACAACACUCAGCCUUGUUUUCCCUGCGAAGGCAGCGGCACUCAGAAAUGCAGAUUAUGCUUUGGAUCGGGUUCGGUGACUGCAGAGCUCGGGGGUGGCGAGAAAGAAGUGUCCCGGUGCAUCAACUGCGAUGGAGCCGGUUCCCUCGUCUGCACGACGUGCCAGGGCACCGGUAUUCAGCCUCGCUACCUCGACCGCAGAGAAUUCAAGGAUGAUGACUGACUGAUGACUCAAAAGGAAGAAAGGAGAAGACCAGAAUCAGAAUCAUAUAGCCUUUUAUUUUGUUGUUAUAAUAUCACUAGUUGCUAUGGUGACAACAACUUCAAUUAAUUUCAUUUUCAAAUUU